This is a messenger RNA of Salmo salar (Atlantic salmon), 4313 nucleotides long. Its product is annotated as BAR/IMD domain-containing adapter protein 2-like 1. NCBI's taxonomy places the organism in Eukaryota, Metazoa, Chordata, Actinopteri, Salmoniformes, Salmonidae. Gene Ontology annotation, cellular component: cytosol; nucleoplasm. The record is from RefSeq and is a predicted model, not a curated record. Gene Ontology annotation, biological process: plasma membrane organization; actin crosslink formation; positive regulation of actin filament polymerization. Gene Ontology annotation, molecular function: protein binding.
GCGCCCAACCCCUAUUGUCAAUUCCGAGUUGAUGAUCUGCCUAAAACCACAGCACCGAAAGUGCUUGACUCAUAAAUAUCCUAUUAAAUUACUAGAGGGACUAUGUGAUCAUAAUCCCUCAAAGUUAUAGAAUAGGAGUAAAUGGCAGCCGUCUUGGUCAGGGAGAAUUAUCAUUAUAAUUAUCAACCCUAAUUAUUUGGUUUGACUAAAGCAGUGACGACUCGGAUACCACGGUUUCUGCCUCCCGCCCCGCGGACACACAGUGAAGUUUGACUGUUUCGCUGUCAGCGCAGCGGUGAAUGCCGGUUUGUUUGGCCACCAGCGAACAGUUGCGUUUCGGCUCUACGUGUACAUGCAAGGUGUGAGAAAUGCCAUCAAGCGUAAACUACUCCUGGAACAAUUAAACAGCCCACCCUUGGAUUUGAAAGGAAUUAUAUAGACUUCGAGUGAUUUGCUUUGGGUUUUUUUCUUGGUUUGGCUUGUUUUUUGUUGUUCCAUCUUGUAGAGACUGAGAAAUAACUGCCAACAUGUCUAGGGAUCAUGACAAUGUGAAUAAGCUGACCGAAAGUACAUACAAGAAUGUGAUGGAGCAGUUGAACCCAGGACUGAGGAACCUUGUCAAUUUGGGGAAGAACUAUGAGAAAUCUGUAGCCGUGAUGACUCUUGCUGGGAAGGCGUACUUUGACGCUGUGUCAAAGAUAGGAGAGACUGCUUCCGUGUCCCCUGUCUCCAGAGAAUUAGGUGUGGUUCUGAUGGAAAUCUCUGAGGUGCACAAAAAGGUUCACCUGGAGCUGGAGGAGAAUUUCAAGCAGUUCCACAAAGAAAUCAUUUCUGAGCUGGAGAGGAAAACAGAGUUGGAUGUGAAAUAUAUGACUGCAACAUUCAAGCGGUACCAGUCAGAGCACAAAAUGAAGCAGGACUCUCUGGAGCGCUCUCAGACGGACCUGAAGAAGCUGCGGAGGAAGAGCCAGGGAAAACAAGCCACCAAGUACGAGAAGAAGGAGAACGAGUAUAUAGAGACCAUCUCGACACGGCAGAGUGACAUGCAGAAGUUCAUCGCUGACGGCUGCAGAGAGGCCCUCCUUGAGGAGAAGAGACGAUUCUGCUUCCUGGUCGACAAACACUGCACGUUCUCUUACCAUGUCACCACCUUCCACGAGAAGGCCAAAGAGCUGCUGGCAGUGAAGCUGCCCAGCUGGCAGGAUAAAUGCAAAGAUGCCACCAAGGUCCCCGACACGGUAUUGACCAUGCUAGAGGGGCUCCGCACCCCCAUGUCUGGGACUCCAGAAGCCUCGCCUUUCGUCGAACGCUACAACAGGAACAACAGGGACACGAUGGUUCCCCCACCAGCCCCCCAGCUGAAGGCCCAGAUCAGUCCACUGGCUAACAUGUUCAACCAGGACGUCCCCCACGCCUCCUUCACAUCCACAUCUACAUCAGACCACAACUCAGACCAGGGCAGUAUGGAGAACAGUGGAAGCCUGUCUCUAUCCCGGUCAGUGUCGAUGGGUUCUGGGCUGAACGUGGGCAGGAAGCCACGGGUCAGGACCAUCUUCCCCCACACGGCCGGCAACAACGACACACUCCUGUCCUUUGAUGAUGGUGACAUCAUCAUACUGCUCAUCAAGGAGGAGAAGGACGGAUGGCUAUACGGAGAGCUGGAGAAGACCCGGCAGCGAGGCUGGUUUCCCUCAUCUUACUGCCGACCUUACAAUGAACCACUGAUCUCAAACAGUUUGGGGACACCGGUGCGUCGUCUGAGUGUGGCCAGUCUUCCGGAACAGGAAGAGGAGGAGCCUGUUUUGCUGCCGCCGCCAGACUACAGCGACAGGACAGGGAGCAGCCCUGUCAGCCUGGUCAGCGCCUCCACAUACUCACCCAAAAACACGAUCUCUCUAGCCAAUGAGGUUGGAAAGGUUCCCUUUCUGGGAAGUGGGAAUCCCUUUGCCACUGUCAAACUGAGACCUACAGUGACCAACGACAGAUCAGCACCCAACGUCUAAUAACCAGAGCUCAUCCAGACAGAGGAAUGAUAAAGCACCACCAACACUCCAGAAUCACAGUCCAACAAGAUGUUCAGAAAGCAUGGAUUCUACUCCGCUUCAGCAAACCAACUCCAUUGUAGCUAGCUCCAUUGUACCCGAGCCAGCUCCAUUGUAGCCAGCUCCGUUGUAGCCAGCUCCGUUGUUACUAGCUCUGUUGUAGCCAGCACCGUUGUAGCCAGCUCCUUUGUAGCCAGCUCCGUUGUAGCCAGCUCCGUUGUAACCAGCUCCGUUGUAGCCAGCUACAUUGUAAAACAGAGUAGUGAAGUGACAAUGAUUAUGGGCAGUGCUGAAACAUAAGAAAAUCCAGGCUACCUUCCUGACUCUUGAGCUUUCAGAUUGUUUUUUAAAUAAAUAUAUAUACAGUCGCUAGUGAAAGUCUACACACCCUUUGCAGAGUCUUCAAAGUUUGUUGCCUUAAAAUGUCAUCUACAAAGGGAAUACAAGUUUUUUUCUACUGACCUACACUGACCUACACAACCUACUUCACAUUUUCAGACUGAAAGAUAAAUUAUACAACACCCCAGAGUUAAUACUGAGUGGAAGCACCUUUGGCAGCCAUUACAGCUGGGAAUCAUUUGUUGUACUAUUAGUGCAAAAUGUAUCCAUUGUUUUGGCAAAAUUGCUCAAGCUCAUUACAUUUGGUUGGGAAACAUUGAUGGACACCAAUAUUCAAAUCUUGUUUCUGAUUUUCAAGCAAAGUUAAGUCAGGCCUGAGAGUGGACUACUGAGGAACACUCAACACCUCUUGGAAAACAUUUUGGAGUCUUCGGCAUUAACAUUUGUGUAAUUGUUCCGCAAAAACAAAACCAUCCCAGGGUUAGGUUUUCAGAAGACUGACAGGGUUUCCUCUAACUUCUUAUCUGGGCUUUGCUCCUUUCAUAUUUAUUUUGAUCGUGGCAAACUCCCCAGUCCCUGCCGUUGACAAGCAUACCUAUAACAUGAGUUAUUAUAUGAUAAUUUACUGAUCUUGAGCAAUUUUGACAAAAACGAUGGAUAUAUAUUUCCCUAAGAGUUGUCGCGAGUUGGUAGAAUCUUAUUCCAAAUUAUUAACAGCUGUAAUGGCUGCCAACAGUGUUUCCAACAAGUAUUAAUAACUCUGGGGUGUGAAGACAUACGCAAUCAAGACUUCUUUUUAUAAAAAUAGUUUUAUUCAUUUUGAACACUUUCUAUAAUUUCUUUCACUGUAAAUGUGGAUUAGGUUGUGUACAUCGGUAGAAAGGCAAAAUGAUUAUUAGUUUAUUUUUGUAAUUUUUUUUAUAAAAAGUGAAGACUGCGAAGGGUGUGUUGACCUUCACUAGGCACUGUAUUCUGUCUGUAGACCUUCACUAGGCACUGUAUUCUGUCUGUAGUAGUUGUAGGAAUGAGGAACAGGGACACUAGUUGGGGAAAGAAGUGCUACAUUUUUUGCCAUAUUUAUUUUUUCAUUAUAACGUAACCAUUUUUCAAUGGGGAGGCUACUAUUUAUGCAUACAUUUUAAACAAAUUAGAGAUGUAUCAUUUAAAAAAAAAAAAAUGUCAUCAUAAAGAAGUCUACUCAGCCCCCACUAAGUGUAUUGGGUGUAAACAGUGAGAGUUUAUGGAAGAAUGAAUAUAGGUCAUGUAAGUUGUGUUUAAAAUGAAAAUAAGUGAUUUUUGAUUAGCCAUAGACUACUAAAUGAAUGUAUGCUGAAUGGGGAAUGGAUUGACAUAUGGACUCUGCUAUGCUAUUUCUUCAUAGUUUUAAAAGUAUUUUUUUUUCAUACUUGUUUAAAGGUUCAUGAUGUUUUUAAAGUUGUAAGGAGUCAAUUUAUCUUCGUUUUUUUCAUGGUAAGCUGAAGACUGUGUGUUUUACAAAUACACAAUUGUUGUAAAUCACAAUAACAUUGUUAUUGGUAGAAAUACCAUAUGAACCAUGCAGUAUACAGUAUAUCGAAAGAGUAUAUCGGUUUUUCUCUUCCUUCAGUGUAGAGGAAUUCAUGAUGCACACUGCUGUCCAUGAUAAUUGAUGAUUCCCAAAUAAGUUCUAACUUCUAUCUCUGUUCAGAUACUGAUGUGUAUUCUGUCAUUCUCUUAAGGUGACAAGGAAAAUGCUUUACCAUGGUGUUCUGUAGACUAAAGUUAUGUUAUCUCACAGUAAAACAGGAUAAACCUUACAUGGUCUUUAUUUUUUUUAUUUUUUUUUAUUCAUGUAUUGCCUUUGCAAUUUACUGCCAUAACCUACUGAAUAUCUGUAUGAAGACUGUAUAACUGACAAGGUUGUAUGUCCCUUAAUACAUGAGAUGAAAUUGA